AGUAAAAGUGCAGCAACCAGCGGCCAAUGAGCAGUCGUCUCUUUCAAGCCAUCAAAAGCGUUAAGGCGAUUUCAUUGGACGCUAGCGAAAGUCGUCAUAUGAAAAAAAAAGGUUAAACGGCGCCCGCGCGGAACAUUGAACCAGCAAUAACGACGGACAGGCAGGAAAUUCAGAAAGUAUUCACGAUAAAGCCGAGCGGUUGUGUUUCCUGUCUCGCUGCUACACUUUGUGGCUUUGUGCGUUAUCAAACGAACGUGUGGAUACAAAACAAAUAGUCGCAUAAUCCAUCGCGUAAGGGAUAUACGCGAUAGUUGUAUAGCAAGUGCCAGAGCGUGUAUACAAUUUAUUGAUUUCUGCCCCACCCGUGAAUCCCGUCUACAAAUAUCGAAUAAAUUUCGUAAGAAUUCCGGAAGGAAUACAGCUGAUGCCGGGUCUAGACGCCACCCCCGACUGUGAAAUGGACAAGAACUUUAAGGAGAAACUUAUAAGAAAUGUGAAGAAGGAGGUGAAGCAGAUUAUGGAGGAGGCUGUCACGCGUAAAUUUGUUCACGAGGAGAGCAGUAGCAUUACUUCUCUGUGUGCUGCAGUAGAAGCUUGUCUCUCUCAGGGUCUGAGAAGACGAGCUUUAGGAUUAUUCAAAACGAGCUCAACGACAGCACUGCUUCAUAAGGUGGCCAAGAGUUUUCCACCGGCUGAUAAGAUAUCUCGUAUGGUACAGGAAAUGGAAAAUAUGGAUCCGUCUAAUAGGAAAUCAUCCAGUAGCGGUGACAGUACAAGUAAAUCCAUUCCGCCACCGUUACUAAAAAAAAAUUCUACUGGAGUGCUUCCUCAAGGACAUCAUCAUCUUCCAAAGUACCUGUGGAUUCGUUUGGCGCUUGUGGAGAAGCAAUUGGCCGGGAUAAUAGAUUACUUGGUGGAAAAUAGUUCCAAGUAUUAUGAGAAAGAUUCCCUUGUGGCUGAUCCUGACUAUGGAUCUAUAUUAAGUUCUCUACUAGUAGGUCCAUGUGCUUUGGAUUAUUCAAAAACGAAAACACAGGAUCACUUUUGGACGGAUCCACCUGCCGAUGAAUUAGUUCAGAGACACCGGAUAUCCUCUUGCACUUCUGGCUGUCCACCAGCUCCGCCGUUAAACUUUGGACGAAGUUUGCAUACUGGAGGAAGUUCAGAGGAUGGUCUUGGUCAGAUGCCACGAUCUGCAAAAGAUUAUGUUGAAUCCCUACAUCAGAAUAGUAAAGCCAUUUUAUUAUAUGGAAAGAAUAAUGUCAAUGUGCAUCCACCACAAUCAGAUCCAAUGCCUGGUUAUCUCUCGUUGCAUCAAAGCGCACAAGGCCUAGUGAUAAAGUGGACGCCAAAUCAAUUGAUGAAUGGUUUUGCGAGCAAUUGCUCGUCGGAGGGAACAACAAUUGGCGAAGGCAAAGAAGGCAGGGAAGAUAAAUCGCAAUACUGGCAGUACGCGUUAAAUUUAAGAGUAGAGGACAUCGUUUAUGUUCACUGUCAUCAACAAGGAGGUGGAGACAGUGGUGGUACGGUCGUCCUCGUGGGACAAGAUGGAGUUCAGCGGCCACCUAUAUGUUUUCCUUCAGGUAAAAUUAUAUUCAAAUCUAAUUUAUUUAUCCUUACUCUAUAUAAACCUUUAGGACAGGGACAUCUGCUGUCUUUUCUCUCUUGUUUGGAAAACGGACUUCUACCAUUGGGUCAACUGGAUCCUCCACUCUGGUCACAGCGGGGUAAGGGUAAGUCCUUUCCCAGGAUGCGUAGGAGACCUUCUCCAUCGUCCCCAUUGUCAUCCUCAUGUUCUGAUCACAAUGAGGAAACGAUCGAUUAUGUAUUCCGAAUCGUCAGCAAAGCUAGUCAGGAGGAUCUACUGUUGAACCAGGAACUGAUGGACCCAGGUUAUCGUCGAGGUGGUACCCAAAAUUGGCGUAUACUCUCCUCAACUUCGGCUUCCGGAUCCGGUUCCAGCAGUGAUUCGCAUCAUACAUCAGACUCCAUCAAUCCACCGGAUAGUCCUGCUCCUCUGUCCAACGCAAAGGAAAACGGAAAUGGUCAUCCAAUUCGAUUAGUAUGCCAGACGAUGAAACGACAAAUCAUUUCUAGAGCAUUUUAUGGCUGGCUAGCGUACUGCCGUCAUUUGUCCACGGUCAGGACUCAUCUGUCCGGAUUAGUAAACGGAAAAAUCGUAGAAGGGAACGCUGAGGAUCGCGAGGGCCUUACCGUUGAGAAAUGGCGUGAACUAUCAGAGGAUGGCUGUACAUCUGAUAGGGCCCAAGUGCUGCGACUCGUUUAUUACGGUGGCGUUGCGCCUGAAUUGAGAAAGGAAGUCUGGCCUUAUUUACUAGGUCAUUAUCAGUGGGGUAGCUCAUCCAAUGAGAGACAGGAACUAGACGAAGGGACCAGACAAAGUUAUGAAACUACGAUGUCCGAGUGGCUGGCAGCUGAAGCUGUGGCCAGGCAACGGGACAGACUUGGAAGCGAAUCUAGUCAAGGAUCCAGUGGAUCCAACGAAGAAGGUGAGAAAGAGCCAGACGAUUCACCGGAGCGCGAAGAUCCUGGUUCUCCAGCCUCGUCCCAAGGUAGUACAUACUCGAAGGAGCUCCUGGACCUCUUCGCCUUGAAUAUCCACAGGAUAGAUAAGGACGUCCAGCGAUGUGACAGGAAUUACUGGUACUUUGCGCCGACGGACAAUCUGGAGAAGCUACGCAACGUAAUGUGCACAUACGUAUGGGAAAGGCUAGAUGCUGGCUACAUGCAAGGUAUGUGCGACCUGGUUGCACCUCUCCUUGUAGUAUUUGACGACGAAGCAAAGACCUAUGCCUGCUUCUGUCAACUUAUGGAUCGUAUGUCUGCCAAUUUUCCCCAUGGCGGAGCCAUGGACGUUCACUUUGCCAAUAUGCGAAGUCUUAUACAAAUUCUUGAUGCUGAACUCUUUGAGCUUAUGCAUCAGCAUGGAGAUUAUACGCACUUCUACUUUUGUUAUCGAUGGUUCCUCCUGGACUUUAAACGAGAACUCGUAUACGAGGACGUGUUUGUCGUAUGGGAAGUUAUAUGGGCGGCGAGAUACGUUGCAUCGAGCCAUUUUGUUCUAUUCUUGGCUCUAGCACUCGUGCAAACUUAUCGAGAUAUAAUUCUUACAAAUGCGAUGGACUUUACUGAUAUUAUAAAAUUUUUCAAUGAAAUGGCGGAAAGACACAAUGCUCGAGCAGUGCUGGCGCUGAGUCGUGAAUUGGUCCUCCAGCUGCAGACUCUUAUCGAGAAUAAAUGAACGAAGAAGAGAAGAUAUGGACCGCACGAAAGGGACGUGCGUUUAUUUAAUUAUCAACUAUAUGAAAACGUGUGGAUCGCGUAGCCCUAAGAGUAUUUGUCACGUAUGCUAAUUAAAAUAUAUAUAUAUAUAGAGAGAGAGAACGGUGAGUUGCAGAUAUUUUAUUUGUCUAAUGAUUGCGUAUUAGCAAUUAUAACGAUAAUAAUGCCGUUACAAAUCUGCUCCAUUGUUUCAUUUAUACAUUUCUUUUCUCGUGUUCCAUAACGACUUUUUCUCGUAACGCCAAUUCAUAAUAGUUUUCUUCCUUAAACACUAUACAGUUUCUUAUUUUACUUUGUCCUUCGAUGAUGAAGUUUCGAAAGAAAAUACCCUGUGACCAACAGACAACUAGACAUAUAGUUCACUGUACAGGGUUGUUCACGGCAAACACACCAGCUGAAGUUGGCCGUGAAUGGGUAAUUCUACGAAUCAGAACAAGGCGGCAUCAUUAAAGAAAUAAAAGUUAAUAUCAUAACAUUGCUAAGAUCAUGAAAUUCACAUUUUUUCAUUUGUUUAACAAGGCCACACUGCCUCGAUUAAUAGAAUUGUUCAUUCGGGUUCAGCUUCAGCUGAUGGGCUCCGUGAAUAAACUUGUAUAAUCAAAAAUGUAUUUUUACAAUCGCUCCCGUCUAGCAUGAUUAGCCUGUGUAACGUCAAAUCUGACAAGUAACCUAAAAUCAAAUGGGAUAACCGAUACAUUUGUUAAUCUUGACUAUUCCACUUAGUCCUUAUAAUAAAGAUAAAUAAAUGAUGGUACAUUUAA
Cephus cinctus (wheat stem sawfly) is the source of this 4064-nucleotide messenger RNA. RefSeq names its product small G protein signaling modulator 1. NCBI's taxonomy places the organism in Eukaryota, Metazoa, Arthropoda, Insecta, Hymenoptera, Cephidae. Bases 425 to 3262 code for a protein of 945 amino acids. The record is from RefSeq and is a predicted model, not a curated record. The transcript has 11 exons. Gene Ontology annotation, molecular function: GTPase activator activity. Gene Ontology annotation, biological process: activation of GTPase activity.